Rhizophagus irregularis DAOM 181602=DAOM 197198 is the source of this 1572-nucleotide messenger RNA. RefSeq lists its product as uncharacterized. The record is from RefSeq and is a predicted model, not a curated record. Gene Ontology annotation, cellular component: replication fork protection complex; nucleus. Gene Ontology annotation, molecular function: DNA binding. Lineage: Eukaryota; Fungi; Glomeromycota; Glomeromycetes; Glomerales; Glomeraceae. Gene Ontology annotation, biological process: replication fork processing; DNA damage response; replication fork arrest.
CUAAAUCUUCAGUUUAAGACGCGUUUUAGUACUACAUUCUUCAAAACAUUCAAAAGACAAGUCUUAACAAUGAAGAUUGAUAAAAAUAACAACGAAUACAACUUUUCUGACCUUGACGAAGAGCUAAAUGACUAUGAAGUUGAGAAAGGAAAAAUUGCCGGUUUCGACUUUGACGCGUUGGAUUUUGAGGAAAGUAAAAAAGAAAAUUCAAAGAAACAAGAACCUUCAUCUAGAACUGAAAAGAAGAGCGGUAGAACCGCGAAGAAAAGACGCGUUUUACCUAAAGUAGACUAUGAAAAGCUAGUAGGACCUGAUGGUUUGGUAAAAUUGAAAGAACAAGGUCCAAAGUUAAAGUUUAUGAAUCAUAAAAAAUCAAAAAACGCGACAAUUGAUAACCUUGGAACUCUUAUAAAAUUUUAUCAAACUUGGGCACAUGGACUAUGCCCUCAAUUGAAAUUCAAGGAUGCUAUUUCUCAAUCCGAAAAUGUAUGUAAGGAUAAAAGAUUAAAAAAUUAUUUGGAUACUUUACGUGAAGAAGCCAAGAAUAAUCAAAAUGAAAGAAAUGACUACUUGUCAGGAAAAACUUUGGCUGAUGAAGAAUCAGAAUUUUGGCAUACGCCAUCUCAAUCAGCUUCUCGAAAUAAAAGGCUUUCGAGUUUUGAGGAUAAACUCAAAGAAGAUUUGAUAAGCCAAAAUCAUGAUGAAGACUUAACUGCUACGCCUUUCCGACUAACCAUUGGUGAUAAUUUAACUAUUGGUAAUGAUUCAGCUGCUGGUAUUGAUCUAACCUUUGGUAAUGAUUUCACCUUUGGUAAUGGUAAUGAUUUAAUUAUUGAAAAUGAAUUGGAAGAAAUUGUCCAAAGUACGGACUCACCAAUUAAAGAUAAUAUUUUAAGACCUCGUCGGUUAGUUUAUGAUGAUGAGGUAGAUGACAUAGAUGAUUCGGCUUUAACGAAUAAGUCCCAAGAGAUUAUGUUGGAUAUUGGGUCAUAUCCGUUAAGUUCCUUUAAAGAUCAAGAAGAAUUAUAUGAUGACGAUAUUUUGGGAGAUAGUCCAGAUAUACAAAUUCCCAUUAUACAAAAUGAUCAGAAUAAAGUGUUUGAGGAUAUAGUUUCACCUUGUGAAUCACGUGAUGAUAUUUUGGGUAAUAACAAUCUAGUUUCAAAUAUGGAUAUAGAUCAAGUUUAUGAAGAUCCAAAUUUAUCUCCCAGAAUGAAUUUGAGUCCUAGCAGGCGAAAUUUCCUUAUUAAAGACCAAGAUGAAAAUGAUGAUAUGACCGGUGCUGGGUCAGAUAAAGAAAAUUUACAACCAACUACAAUUGAUCUGCCUAUGUCUAAAGGAUCAACCCUAUUCUUUGAUCUCGGUGACAGAUAUGUUGAUUUGACACCAAUUUAUGAAGAGGUUAAUGGUCUUGACUAAAGUAUGUCAUUAUGAAAUUGUUUAUUUGUGAAAUGUUUUUACAAGUUUAAAUCUAUGAAUAAUUCUGUAUUAAGCCAAAUUGUUAAUGCUUUGAAUUUUCAAGUUUGUUUUAUAAUGUAAAAUUUUUCGUAAUACAAUAAAAAAAAUCAUUUC